UACAUGAAACACAUGGAGAAGAGGAACAAUGUGACAGAGUUUGUUCUACUGGGGCUCACAGAGAACCCAAAGAUGCAGAAAAUCAUAUUUGCUGUGUUUCUUGUUGUCUACAUCACCACUGUGGUGGGAAAUGUGCUCAUCAUGGGCACCAUCACGGCCAGCUCAUCACUGGGGUCCCCCAUGUACUUUUUCCUGGCCUAUCUCUCCUUUAUUGAUGCCUGCUACUCCUCUGUGUGUACCCCAAAACUGAUAGUAGAUUCACUCCAUGAAAAGAAGACCAUUCUAUUUAAUGGGUGUAUGGCCCAAAUCUUUGGGGAACAUUUCUUCGGAGGUGCUGAGGUCAUCCUGCUUACUGUGAUGGCCUAUGACCGCUAUGUGGCCAUCUGCAAGCCCUUGCACUACACAACCAUCAUGAACUGGCAGGUGUGUUGGUUGCUAGUGGGACUGGCAUGGGUGGGAGGCUUAAUCCACGCAACCAUACAGAUCCUCUUCAUCUUUCAUUUACCCUUCUGUGGCCCCAAUGUCAUAGAUCACUUUAUGUGUGACCUGACCCCAUUGCUCAAUCUCGCCUGCAUUGAUACCCACACUCUAGGACUCUUCGUUGCUGUCAACAGUGGUGUCAUCUGUCUGUUAAACUUCCUUCUCCUGCUGGUCUCCUACUUGGUCAUUUUAUAUUCCCUAAGGACCUACAGCUUGGAGGCGAGACAAAAAGCCCUCUCCACCUGUGUCUCCCACAUCACAGUGGUGGUCUUAUACUUUGUGCCCUGCAUAUUUGUGUACAUGAGACCAGCAGCUACUUUACCUAUCGAUAAAGCAGUUGCUGUAUUCUACACUAUGAUAACAUCCAUGUUAAAUCCCUUAAUCUAUACCUUGAGAAAUGCCCAGAUGGAAAAUGCCAUAAAGAAACUGUGUAGUAGAAAAGCAAUUUCAGGUGACAAAUAA
Messenger RNA from Hippopotamus amphibius kiboko, 942 nucleotides. Its product is annotated as olfactory receptor 4C46-like. Gene Ontology annotation, cellular component: membrane. The transcript has a single exon. Bases 4 to 942 code for a protein of 312 amino acids. Gene Ontology annotation, biological process: G protein-coupled receptor signaling pathway. NCBI's taxonomy places the organism in Eukaryota, Metazoa, Chordata, Mammalia, Artiodactyla, Hippopotamidae. Gene Ontology annotation, molecular function: olfactory receptor activity; G protein-coupled receptor activity. The record is from RefSeq and is a predicted model, not a curated record.